Molecule: messenger RNA, 1650 nt
Organism: Porites evermanni
Lineage: Eukaryota; Metazoa; Cnidaria; Anthozoa; Scleractinia; Poritidae
Source: the annotation of a GenBank genome assembly
AUGGUUCCCAAUAAGAGUACUUUCCAACUAUUCGUCCGAGAAAAAUCUCAUGUUAGUAGCAGUGCGAACUCCUUAGGAAUUAUAGAAACUGAACAAACCACAGAUAUCUCAGAAGAUGUGUUUAUGGAAGUGUUUGGCACUUCUCCUACGACGACCAUCAGCGAAGCAGAACUCAAGUGGGCCAAAGCGACCGAAGAUUUCCCAAAAAAUGUGUUUAUGAGAAAAAUGGGAAAAUUCAUCCUCCAAGCAAAGCUCGCUAAAACCAAAGCGACCUCACAUAAGCGACCUCAAAAUAAGUUGGUGAGAAAUGUCAGUACUUCCUCUACUGAGACCAUAAGUAGCCAAAGCACUGCAGAGUUGGCGACAACCAAAGCCACCACAGACAUCCCAAUAACACUAUUUGUUAGAAUGGCUGGCAAAUUACCAGAUCAUAGACAUCGUUAUCUUUGCGAUCUAUUCAGGACAACCGUUCUCUACUGGCCUUCUUCAUAUGGAAAGAUAGUCGUGGUGCUUGAUGAUGAAGCGAGGGAGGAUCAUGAAUUUGGCGAUAAGAUAAUAAGUGAGACAAAAAAAUACUUUCCUGACCGUAACCUUGAGGUUCUUUAUGAAGCUCUUCCAAAAUACAGAAGUACGUUGAAUUUUCCAGGUUCGCCUAAGUCGCCAGGCUACAACCGGCAGCUUUGGAGCAGUUUUUUUAUUGACUUGUAUUCGAAUGACUCCGUUAUUGCGUGGAUGGACACGGACGCCGCAUUUUUCACCCCAGUAACUAAGUCGUCGAUUUUCCAUGGCACAAAGCUACGAGUAUUGGGAACAGGCUGCACAUUCAAAUUCAGGUCUUGGGUACAUACCUGGGCAAGGACUACAGAAUUGGCCUUGGGGCUGCCAUUUGUCGUUGAUUCUAUGACCUAUUUUCUGGUAUAUAUCUACCGGGACACCUUUACUAAUUGCAGAGAGUACAUUCUGAAGAGAUUUAAGACCAGAAACUUUGAAAAGGCCUUCAGGAAGUUUUACAAGGGCUUCAUCUCUCCAGUCAGCGUUAUACUCAGUUAUGCGUGGUACUUUGAGCGAGACCGCUACGACUGGAAUCUCGAGAUCUGUGAUGACCUCUCAAAAUAUAACAAACGGUUUCCUAAAGGCCAUACCAUUGGACCAGAACAUGUAGUGACUUUUUUGUCCGAGCCUCAAACAGCUUUCCAUGGACAUCCUGGAAAUGAUGAUAUCCUAACGCCAAAAAUUCUAGCAAGUUAUUGCUUGUUACAUAAAGCGGCGGGAAAUAAGUUAAACAUAUGCUCCAAUGUUUCCGUGUCACUGAGCACUAAUUUGGCCUUUCUUAAGCAUGAUCUACAGGGACUCGAAGUUCGGGGUCUAGAUAAAAAACCAUGUAUUGGCAACAAUUUAAAUAAAUGUUUGCAAGUUCUGGAACGUCAUUACAACCAAGUUGGGCUUGAAAUCAAGCAAGGCCGACGCAAGCUUGAAUGGCACAAUGUGGAAACUGCCGAAAUGCUUGCUAGAGAGUUUGAUAUGCAAUGUCCGUCAAUAAGGCAGAAACCUCUUAAAACCAAUGAGCAAAAAAUCGGCGUGAAGAAAGCCAAGACGCGUGUUAAGGCAACGCGGAGCAGAUCUAUCCGUGGGAGGCGGCGUGGCCUUUAA